Molecule: messenger RNA, 426 nt
Organism: Trichophyton rubrum CBS 118892
Lineage: Eukaryota; Fungi; Ascomycota; Eurotiomycetes; Onygenales; Arthrodermataceae
Exons: 2
Coding region: 1-426 (141 amino acids)
Source: RefSeq, a predicted model, not a curated record
AUGACUCGUCUCGAGUUUAUACUCCUCUUAUGGGUAUGCAUAGCCCUUGGAGGCCAGGCUGUGAGCCAAACCACCUCUGGUCAAAAGCCUAGUAUACCCGGAGAGACGACGCCAGCUGGUCCUACGAAACCUAGGAUAGGACUGCUCGGAAUUGUAACAGAUGGCACACCGUCGAAAAGGGAGAUACAGCAGUUAAGGAGGAUUGUUCGAAAAUCCAGGAAGGGUACUGGUAUUGCGUUGCAGUUCCGGGGACACCACGAUCCCGGACCCUGUCGGCCCCAGCGAGCCCGACUUCCACCAAUCCAACGCAGUCAGGAUUCCCAUCGAACUGCCGUAAGCGUUGGCUCGUUUCCGAGUAAAGUUUCCCGUAUCUCUGACUUGGUUGAAAAUUCCAUCGAACGGUUUGUACAGGUCAGAAACAUGUAG